Drosophila biarmipes is the source of this 1813-nucleotide messenger RNA. RefSeq lists its product as uncharacterized. The record is from RefSeq and is a predicted model, not a curated record. Lineage: Eukaryota; Metazoa; Arthropoda; Insecta; Diptera; Drosophilidae.
UUACAGUUAUUCCGGUUGCCCGGCGAUCCUUUUUUUUCCCCUUUCUUUUGCUGUGCGUGUGCUAUCCUUGUUUUUGCCCAGACUCCAAGAUUUAAAGAUUCAAAGAUUCACAGAUUCCCCGAUUCACUGAGACAAAAGUGACAAACCGGGAUUCAGGAUUUAAGGAGAGUGCGAAACCACCUAAUGCUCAUUGAAAUUUACGAUUAUGCUGCGAAAUUAUUAAACAAUAUGACCGCCAGAGGAGUGAGGGAACCAUCAGCCGGCGGUGGCGAAGGCCAGGAGACCAUUAAUAACGAAACGGGGGGGAAUCCGAACCAGAAUGUGAGGGGCCUGCUGAAACGCACCCUGGCCAAAGUGGCCCGGGCCAAUCCCGCCCAGCACGUGACCAACCUGCCCGUUUCCGCCCUGCUGCUGCAGGCCCUCGAUGCGACGGACGUGGCCCGGGGCCAGGACAUCGAUCCGUCGACCAGUGGGCCGGACGUGGAUGUGCCCGACCAGCCAUUCCCAUUUCCGUUUCCCAACGCCACCGUCAAUCCGCUGGCGGGGAACGGGAACGGCGGCGCGGAUGUCUAUCUGCCGGCGGCCAAUCUCAGCGGUUUCAUCGAGUCCUCGACAACGGCGGUGAUGAGCACGCUACCGCUCCCGAUCCCCACCAGCAGCACCAUGGCCACAUUCCAGGCAAAGACGGUGGCCACCUUCAUUGCCGCCACCGGCACCAAAAAUCGCCCAACGACCAUCGUUGUCUACCCAACGGUUUCACCCGAAUCGAUCGUCAUCCCGAUCGUGUCGUGCAUCUUCGGCUUCCCCAUCCUGGCGCUCCUCGUGAUCUGCUGCCUGCGGCGGAGGGCCAAGCUGGCCCGGGAGCGGGACAGGAGGCGGAACUACGACAUGCAGGACCAUGCCGUCAGCCUGGUCAGAUUUAGUCCAAUACAUAGGCUUAAUUACCGAUCGUCGCGAGCUAUCAGUCUACGUCCUGAACGAAGCCUAAGCCAGGGCUUCACCUCCCUGGAGCUGGACACUGUGCUGGAGGAGCGAUGCAGCGAUGUGGAGCAGACGCAGACGGAGAUCUUCAACCCCGAGUCGCCGAUGGAGACGGCCUCCUACAAGAUGUCCAUCUCCUAACAGUUAGCCAAGCAGCAGGCCGCCGAUCCGCCCCAGCCGGAGCCGGAGGCGAAGGUGCCGCUGGCCAAGACCGCCGCCCAGCUGGCGGUGCCGCCGCCGCAGCUGCGGAAGACGGCCAGUGUGCGCGACGAUCCGGCCGGCCUGGCCAAGCGGCGCUCUCGCCUCCAGGAGAUCCGGGCUGCCAGCAGUGGCGGUGGAGGCGGCGAGGCAGCUGUCGCCUUUACCAAGCGCGGGUCCAAGCGGGAUCGCCGACGAGGAGGAGGUGCAGGCGGAGCAGAGGGACCGGGUGGUAGCUCCAGGGAUGAGCAGUCCCAGUCGCCGGCCAUGCGCAAGUCGCACUCCCUGGACGCCGCCGAGAGCUACUCGCUGGCCAACAUCCAGGCGCCACUCUGGGUGACCCUCACCAACGCCCGCACCAUCGACGAGCUGGCCCAGCAGAAGAUGUGAGCUGCGGCUCCUGGUCCAUGCUCCUGGAGCUGCAUCCGAAUCUCCAACAGAAGCGUUCACUUAGCAAACCUCCGACAAUGAGUCCAAAUCCCGCCCACUUAGAGAACCUGUAAAUGUUUAGAUGGAAGUUCGAAUUAGCCACAUUACUUGCAUCAUUAACUCAAGCUUAACAGAUUCAAUAAAGUUAAAGACCAACUGAAAUAGGAAAACGAAACUAACAUUAAACUGUAAAAACUAAAUCAAA